AUGUUUGAAGAGUUCAAGAAAGACAUGUCAAAUGAAUUUGAGAUGACAGAUAUGGGCCUCAUGGCAUAUUAUCUCGGCGUUGAAGUAAAGCAAGAAGACAAAGGAAUUUUUAUCACCCAAGAAGGUUAUGCCAAAGAAGUCCUUAAGAAGUUUAAGAUGGAUGAUGCCAAUUCAGUUGGCACCCCGAUGGAAUGUGGCAGCAAGUUGAGUAAGCAUGAAAAUGGAGAGAUUGUGGAUCCAACUCUUUAUAAAAGUUUGGUUGGAAGUUUGCAUUACUUGACAAGUACAAGGCCGAAUAUUCUCUAUGUUCUAGGAGUCAUAAGUCUCUACAUGGAAGCUCCAACAACAACUCGCUUCAAGGCGGCAAAAAGAAUCCUUCGAUACAUCAAAGGUACAACAAACUUUAGCUUGCACUAUUACUCUUCUAACAAUUAUGAGAUUAUUGGCUAUAGUGAUAGCGAUUGGAGUGGAGACUUGGAUGAUAGAAAGAGCAAUAUUGGUUUUGUGUUCUUUAUGGGAGAUACUGCUUUCACUUGGAUGUCAAAGAAGCAACCUAUCGCCACACUGUCAACUUGUGAAGUUGAGUAUGUCGCCGUCACAUCAUGUGUUUGUCAUGCAAUUUGGCUAAGGAAUUUAUUGAAAGAGUUAAAAUGCCACAAGAAGAUCCUAUGGAAAUAUGUGUUGACAAUAAAUCAGCAUUUGCUUUGGCAAAUAAUCCUGUAUUUCAUGAAAGAAGUAAGCACAUCGACACCCGUUACCACUUCAUAA
This is a messenger RNA of Lathyrus oleraceus (garden pea), 768 nucleotides long. RefSeq lists its product as uncharacterized. Bases 1 to 768 code for a protein of 255 amino acids. The record is from RefSeq and is a predicted model, not a curated record. Lineage: Eukaryota; Viridiplantae; Streptophyta; Magnoliopsida; Fabales; Fabaceae. The transcript has a single exon.